UACUGCAAAUAACUCUGGAGGCUGGGCUUGUAAACAGCUGUCUCGUCGUUGGGACGUUAAACACCGAUUCUUGUAUGUUGCUGACAGCUGACAGAGAUGUCAGAGACGUCAAGUGACGCAGAGUCAUCCUGUGGCUGGACCAUUAUCAGUAAUGAGGGUUCAGAUAUUGAGACAUUGGGAUCGGAGGUUGCGGUGGAGUAUGGAGCCGAGCUGUUAGAGCGCCAUCCAGUGGAGGAAGCAGAGCUGCAGGACACACAGACGUCUGCGUCUGCUGGUAAAACUGAGAGUGUUGAGGAGAGGGUUGCUGAUUCACUUGAUGACACUCUGGGAGGAACAACCGUAGACGAGACACUGAAUGCCUCAGAGGGCGGAGACAGCACCCCGGGGAAACAGAACGUGACUCUGUUGUCCUCCAGUGAUCACUCCGACAUCAUGACUCUCGGAGACUUGAAGGAGGACGAGCACGUUGAGGUGGAAGAGGAGGCGGCAGCCAACGAGGAGUUCUACCUCGGCACCUCCUGCAGCAGCCAGUACGCCUUCACCGCCGCAGAGACCGCAGGUUUGAUGUUGAGUCACUGGAAACUUCCACAGAGUCUCGUGAACUUAGGCUACCGUCUGAGAAGUCAGCUCACUGGAGGCCGCUCUUUUCCAGUGUUCCCAGUGCAGCAGCCUGCAGUGACAAACUCAAGCAGCAGCGAGGACGAGGCGGGACGAAGCGGCAGCACUGUUGUCAGAAGACGAAGGUUGAGGAAGAAUACCACGAGCAUCGUGACAGAGCCGGAGGAGGAAGAGGCGCUGGAAUCUGACCAGAGUGAGGAAGAUGAGGUGCAGCAGGAGGAGCAGGCAGAAGUCAGACCCGCCGGCGCUCCGGAUGUCCAAACGAAAGUCCAGGGCAGCGGCAUCCUCAACAGGUGUAUCCUGAUCGCCCUCCUCGUAGCCUUCAGCAUGGGCUUUGGACACUUCUGUGGAACAGUCCAGAUUCAAGAAAGACAGAAAACUGUGGAGAAAAUCAAAGUGAAUGAACUCGAUGGUGUGAGGGAUCUGCUUCACCGACAUGUUCGAGGGCAACCUUUUACAAACCAGAGGGUUGACUUUGGCCUGGAUGACCUGGAUGAGCAAAAUGUUAUUUUACAGCUGACAGAAGAGAUUGAGAAGAUCAAGAAGGAGAACCAGGAGCUCAGCAUCCAACAGGCACAGAUUCAGGACCAGAAAGAUGAUCUUGAGCUGUUGCUGUAUCAGGAGGCUGAGGAGAGGUCUAACCUUGUGUCCCAGCAGCAGAUGUUGACGGCGGAGAACCAGCUGCUGAAAAGCUCCCUGGAACGUGAAGAAAAGUCCCUGUCCACCUUGCAGGAGGAGCUGAGGAACCUGCGCUCUAAGAUUAGAGAUCGGGAAGCGACGGGAGCUGGUGGUGACACACUGCUGUCAGAAAACCAGAGGCUGAAAGAACAGCUGGAGGAGGAGAAACAGCUGAUCAGGAGCCUCCGUGGUCAGAGCGAAGACAUGAUGGCAGAAGCACAGACACUGAGGAAGAAGCUGGACAAGGAGAGAAAGGUCACAGAUGAGCUGAGGAGAGAGUUAAACCUACUGAGAAGUCACAUACCUGGAGCUGGAAAGGAGGCCGGUACAGAGGCAGAAGGGCUCCAGUCCCGUCUGAUGGAGAUGGAGAAAAGACUGAGCUUCGAGCAGCAGCGCUCCGACCUGUGGGAGAGGCUGUAUCUGGAAACCAAAGAAGAAAGAGUCAAAGGAGACACAGAGUCCAAAGUGAAAAAACCAAAGGAGAGCAUGGCGGGCAAAGUGAAAGAGACAUUUGAUGCUGUGAAGAACUCCACCAAGGAGUUUGUCCAUCACCACAAAGAGCAGAUAAAGAAAGCAAAGGAAGCUGUGAAGGAGAAUCUGAGGAAGUUUUCAGAUUCUGUCAAACUAACUUUCCGAAACUUCAAGGACUCGGCUUCGACCUUCAUCGACAAAGCCAGAGGUUUUUAUGACAAGAGACGUGAUCAGAAGAAUGCCAAAGAGUCGUGGCAGCACAGAUCCCACAGGCAUCAUCACAGACACACAUCUGACGACUUCCAGAGCAACACUCGGAAGUCAGGAGGUAAAGUUUACGAAGAUCAGAGUCAAAACACCAAGAAGUCAAACUUCAAAGGAUGCUCCGGUGUGUUCGACUGCGCCUACCAGGAGUCCAUGAGUCUCUUCAACAAAGCCACGGAGCCGAUCAGAGCAGACGAGUUUCACCAGCUGCUGCAGAGUUACCUGCAACAGGAAGUCGACCACUUUCACCACUGGAAAGAUCUGGAGACGUUCAUCAACAACUUCUUCCACAACGGAGUGUUCAUCCACGACCGGAUGCUGUUCACAGACUUUGUCAGCGGCGUGGAGGACUAUCUGACCGACAUGCACGAGUACCACGGCCUCGACGAGGAUGUGUUUGGAGACCUCGAUGACUUCAUCUACCGCCACUUCUUUGGAGAGGCUUACACAAAAAGCUACGGCCCAAACGGGCCGUUUGAAAGACCGGACACAGACUCGAAGGAGUCGAGGGCGAAGCAUCAACAGCGAAAGCAGCAGAGAGCCAAAUCUCGCCCACACAGUGAACGCAAGUGGAGCCGAUCAGGAAGAAACACAGACAGACACAUGGCGGACGUCAAAAUAGAACUGGGUCCGAUGCCGUUUGAUCCCAAAUACUGAAAACAUCUCGACUGGUUUAAUAUUAUAGUUGCAAAAUCUAUUUUGGGUUGUACUUAGAUGCAAAGUCUCCUCUUUUUUUUGUUGUAAGUUUGCACAAUGUUAACUUUGUAAUGCUACUGAAUGUCCUUGAUCUGUUUGUGUGUAGUGAAGUAAUCGUUACUAGGUUUGAGUGAAAGAUGUGGCAUCUCUUACAUCAUCUGCACAUUUGUAACAGUAUGAGUUCAUUCAUGAAAAAGAAACGCUUUUAUUUUGUUCUGUAAACUCUGUACUCGUCUUCAGCCACACUGAGCAGGAAAUGUUAACUGGGAACCAAACUACUGUUUAAAAACAACAAAGACAUGCCACAUUUUGGAUGUUUCUGUGUAAAGUCACGUAGUUGUUCUAAUUUGCUGCUACAAACAGGUUUGUUUGUUUGUUUGUUUGUUUGACGUUUUAAUUUGCAGUUUUCUAACAUUCCACCUUGAGCUUGUUUUAACUGGACCUGGCAGUUUAGUUUUUAUUUACGUGUGUUUAAAAAAAAAAAAAGAAAUAAUGU
Molecule: messenger RNA, 3223 nt
Organism: Morone saxatilis (striped sea-bass)
Lineage: Eukaryota; Metazoa; Chordata; Actinopteri; Moronidae
Gene: ccpg1
Product: cell cycle progression 1
Exons: 11
Coding region: 97-2688 (863 amino acids)
Cellular component (GO): membrane
Source: RefSeq, a predicted model, not a curated record